Molecule: messenger RNA, 4781 nt
Organism: Pieris napi
Lineage: Eukaryota; Metazoa; Arthropoda; Insecta; Lepidoptera; Pieridae
Exons: 6
Coding region: 180-2669 (829 amino acids)
Source: RefSeq, a predicted model, not a curated record
GAGAGUCAGUUAACGAUUUGUUUUUAUGGUGAGCACACUGUGAUAAAUUAGAAAACUGUUAAGUGAAGAUGACCUUAAUAUGAAAGUGUUUUGUCAUCAAUUUCAAGAAUUUAAUUUCAUCACACUAAUAAUCUUAUGGUAAACGGUUGUGUAAAACGUAUAUAACAUACUAAAGGAAAAUGAGAUUUAUGACUUAUUUUACAGUAUUAUUAACUGCGAUUAACUGUGGGGCAAUGAAUAGGCCAGUAUAUAAGAUAAUAUUGACACAAAAAGGCUUUACACAGUUUCUUCAGUAUGAUAUUGAUACGCCACCACUGAGAGAAUUCACAUUUUGUACGUGGAUUAAAUUUCGUGAUUUCACUCGUGAUCAGACUUUGUUUAAUUAUAUUCUUCACGGAAAAGAUCACAUACUAAGACUGUGGUUAGAAUCCGGAGGGCGACAUUUAAAAAUUUCUGUGAAUGGAAAAACAUCAUCUAGUUACCCUGUCAAUUUAGCUCAAGAUGUAUGGCAACAUAUAUGUCUAUCGUAUCAAUCAGAUUACGGGGCCUGGGCGCUCUACAUUGACAGCCGUCUUGUUACAUGUGAAGUCGCACCGAGUUUACAAGGAUUUGUUUUGCCAGCGGGUGGUAGCGUAAUUAUAGGGUACGGAACUUCAAAUGAUGGUGCGCCAGGUGGAUUUGAAGGAGAGAUAUUUGGAGCUAACAUGAUACUGUCUUCGACCAUUGAAAGAAAUCAUACAAUGAAAAGAAAUCCUAAAAUGAGCCAAAAAUAUUUUCAUAGAAACAAAGUGACGGGUUCAAACGACAUUAACUAUAUCAUUCUUGGCGAUAUAGAGUCGGCCAUGUCUCAUCAAGACUUUGAAACCACCUCGUCUAUUCCCAGCAGUACUAAAAGUUAUGUGUCCAUAAGAACACCAUUUAGUGUAGUAGAACAUGAUGUUGGUAUUGAUUUGACGUCCGGAAAUAAUGAUGAGCUAAUUCGAAAUAAGGUUAAUUGGGGUGACCCAGUUAUAAAAAAAGGAAUGAACGAUGACGAUAAAAUAAGUUUUAGUAAUAUAAUGGAUGAUGCCACCAUGACUCGACCUUUUAAAGAAAAACAAUUAAAUUUUAAACAAUUAAAUAAAGGGCCUUCUGUGUCACUUUAUGAACAGCCACCACCGCCUGGAUCGGUUAUUGACUAUUCCAAAUUUUCAACUAAUUCGGUAAAAGAACUUUUUGGCAGUCAAAAUAUGAGCAAAUUUACCCGCAAGACUGUAAAAUUACAAAAUAAUGUUAUUUCAUAUAAUAAGCCUCCCUCGUUAGCUUCACUGGAUAAUGAUAUCUUAACUAACUCCAGAUCUAAUUCUCAUUUCGCAAAUAGUGUGUUAAAUUUUAUAAAAAACAAUAAUAUUAAAUUGGACCACAAGAAGGUACCUUCAACAAUUCCUCUAUUUAAAAUCUCUGAUUCAUUUCCAUAUGCUUCAGAUUUUAGAGCAUCUAAAGCUUAUACGCCUUAUAUUUUUCAAAGGAAAAAUUUAUUUGAUAAACCAUAUAAAAUAAUGAAACGCGAUGUUCAAAAUCAUCGAAUAAAUGUUCAAGUUAUUCAAAACGAUGACAUUAGAAAUCAAAUUUUAAAGUCUCAUUCUAAUUUAAAUCCAACCAAUGUCGAAGUAACUAAUUGGGGGGAAAUUAAAAGUAACAAGUACUUACGCGUUUAUAGAAAUACAGGGAAUUCAGUCCCCGAAGAAAUUAUCUCAGAUGUAUUUGUACCUAGACCAUUUUCCGUCGAAUCGAAAAAGAGGAAUAAAACUUUAAUGCCAUUGGAGUUUCGAAAGAAUAGUAUUAACGCAAUAUUACCAUUUAUAAAAUCUAGUGAAUAUUUUCCUGAAAGCAAUCCCGACAUAAAGAUUAACCAAAAUGAUGUCUACAGUCGAAGUUUAUCCGCUCCAAAUAAGUGGCACAAUGUUAAAUCGUAUAAUAACGACUACUCGCCAAGAAAAAUUCAAACUGAAUUAUCUGAAAAUAAAAACGAUAAAAUGGAGAUGUACAACAAGAAAUUGCCGUCCAUUAGGUUAAAAUAUAUUCCAGACAAUCAUAAAAUAGUUAAAAACAUAGAUAACGAUAUUUUAAAAGGCCGUGAUUUAGCCUUAGAGGUGUCAAACGUUUCCGAGCCAUUUACAGAUUCAGUUUCAAUAUUAAAAUAUAAUCACGGAUUUUUGCCUAGUAGAACUAAAAAGAAAAAAGAGUCACAAUUUGACAAAAAUAUAAAAAUCGGUAAUGCCUUAAACGAACGUGCUAUUAUUGGUGACGAUGAAAUAGAAAAAUAUAAAAGUUUCAUCGGUGGUAAUGACAAAGUUCCAGAUAUAAAUAGUUAUAGAUCUGACUUAGACAAAGUAAAUGAAGAAGUACCUCCAUCGUUAGGUUCAAAAAUUUGCAAAAAUCUUGAACUGUUUGAUCGGUUGCUUUAUAUUCAACCUGAUGGAAGUAUUGACGUUACACAUAUAUUAUCACCAGUGAAAGAAAAAAACCUUGGUAUAGCAUUUGUAAUACAAAAUUAUAAAAAAUGCGCGUUACAGGAAUCGAUAAUGGAAGACCACUCCUUGUUAUUUAUUGAUUGGAGUAACACACCUGUUAGAUUGUUUGGUGGUGCAAAACCAAAAAAGACAACUGAUCUAUGUGGUUUUUUUUAACAUUUAUUAUGUACGACUUUACUAGAAUAAGUUUAAAAUUUAUAUAUUUUUUGGAAUAUAUAUUUUUAACCCAAGUUUCGAUUGAAAAUCAGAAUUUGUUCAAAAAACUUUUAUUUUUAACAAAGCAUGCUGUCGUAGUAAUCAUUGACUUUGUGCGUGAAAUAUUUCAACAUCCAAUGAAAUGAUAUGUGAAAGGAAAUAAGGCCUGCUAAUUAUUUAGAUCACAAAAAGUACGACUCAAUUAUGUCAUAAAAACUGUGUAACCAUUACAUAAUGCUUUCAAACCAAUUUAAAUUUAUAGAAUAAUGUUAUUUUUUAUCAGUAAAGGUUAUAUGUACCUAAUACUUUUCAUUGAAAUAUUCUUCAAGAGUCGUUUUAUUUAUUUUCAUUUGUCUCGUGAAUUGAAAAGUUAUUUUAAAAGAUUGACGGGCCUCCACUUCUUCCCACAAAUGGAAGUUCUCGGACUUUUGUUAAUGAAAUUUAAGUUUUCCUCAACGUUGAAUCAACAUGUUUCGUAACGCUUUUGAUUGGUAUUUAACAUUCACAAAUUUAAUUUUUUAAUGUGUAAGUUUGUCAAACGUACAAAAUAUUUAUUCGUAUAAUAUUAUUGUAAUUGGACACGUCGUAUAUCCAAAUUCCAGUUUAAUCGGAAGUAGAAUUAACAGAACAGAAAGGAAGAGAAGAUAUAUGAAAAAUGAAUUUUGAUUAUAAAAUCAAAACGUCGUAAUACUAUCCAAAACUAUUUCAACUUUGCGUAUCUACCUUUUUUAAGAAUCACAUCACACAACCAAAAAAACGUACAAUUAAACGAACACGAGAGAGGAUCGCCCUACACACGUUAUCAAUUAUUAAUUUGAUUACGAAAUUUGUGCAAUUUCAAAGAAACCACGUUUAUCCUGUAACUUUUAAAUAAAAUGAAUUGGUUAUAUUAAUUGCAAACAACAUGCAGACAUAAGAACGUAACUGGAUUUAUUUAUGGAGUAAUGAAGCUGAAGGUUAUUGCCUUUUUUAGAUAUCAAGGACACGUCUUUAUUUUUAGUGAAUGAAUAUAAAAGCGGUCAUAUUUUUUUACGAGUAAUUUAUUUGUGAAGCCUCUAUAUUUUUAUAAACAGUUUGAUUUUGAAUUACUUUCAUGUCUGUUCAAGAUGCAACAACAAUCGUUUUGCGCGAAAGUUAAAUUUAGGGCAACAUUUUUGGAUGCACUUCCAACGUAUUUACACAAAAAAUCAAAUAAAUGAAGACUCAGAAACGUAAAACCAUAAAAAAUACUAUUAUUAGAGUCUCACAUAAAUUUACUAAAUAAUUUCAUAUAUAAUCAAAAAGUAAAUUGUGCGCCAAAAAAGUUUUUGGGAAUGCAAUGCAUGAGCAUUUCUCUCAUCUUUUUUAUAUUUACUGUUAUUUCAAGAAACUCAAAGAUGCCAUAAAACUCCCCAGAUAUCAGAUAUUAUCGAGAUGGAAGGAUAGUAGACCUAGAGACGAGAGAUUUCUGCUAGACCCAAUUGUAAACUUUCCUGCAAAUGUUAUUAUUACAUACUUUAGAUAUUGCGUCACCUAAAACCCCUUUACUUAUAAAUUCAUUACUAAAUUAAGAAGCAAAAUAAUCUUAAUUAAGUUAAAUAUUAUAAUAUGUAUGAUAUAAUUAUAUAUUAAGACAGAAUUCUGCUUUAAUAUUCAAAACUAUGAUUCUUAACUCUCCGAUAAAGAUCCUUGAGCUAAGACUGACAGUCUUACAUUCAAUAAUUACUUUAUGGUUUAACAGUAAAAGACAUCUGCUGAUUGAGUGAUUGCAUACAAAUUUCGAAUUUUGUUUAUCAUAUGUUACCAUUAAUUUUCGACUGCGAAUCAUGGUCAUCACUCUUGAUGACCAUGAUUUGUAAAUCGAAUGUUUGGCAAAGUUUUUUGUUUUAUGUAUAUAAUAUAUAAUGUGGGGGGGAAUUUUGAAUCUUGUAUACUUAUUACGUAUAAGAUGAAAACUAAUCAAGCAACAGAAUUAACUAAUAAAAGAUCUGAUACUUAUUUGAGUAAUCUUUUUUCACGAGCCCACAAUAUCGAUCUCACUUUUAUAUACUCACAAUGGACGUGAAAUAAACAAAACACAUCAAAGUAAAUGAA